Morchella importuna is the source of this 1503-nucleotide messenger RNA. RefSeq lists its product as uncharacterized. The record is from RefSeq and is a predicted model, not a curated record. The coding region runs from base 1 to 1503 and encodes 500 amino acids. Gene Ontology annotation, cellular component: membrane. The transcript has 13 exons. Gene Ontology annotation, biological process: transmembrane transport. Lineage: Eukaryota; Fungi; Ascomycota; Pezizomycetes; Pezizales; Morchellaceae. Gene Ontology annotation, molecular function: transmembrane transporter activity.
AUGACCGAAUUAAAUUCUCACGCAUUUUCCCUUGACGACAAAGAGGAUCCCAAAAAAGCCGAAUUCAUCGAUGAUAUCGACCCAGACCCAGAUGCCGGCCUUAGUAAUGAAGAGAGAGCAAGAAUUGAUCGGGAGCUGGUACGAAAGCUUGACAUUCGAUUAAUCCCUUGGUUGUGUGUUCUAUAUCUAGCUUCGUUCUUAGACAGAACCAAUAUUGGAAAUGCCAAAAUCGAAGGUUUGGUGACAGAUCUGAAUAUGACAGAAGGCCAGUACAAUGCUUGCCUCACGAUAUUUUUUGUUUCUUACUCAAUAUUCGAACCUGUCAGUAAUAUACUUCUUAAACGAAUGAGGCCAAGCAUCUACAUACCUCUGAUCAUGGUACUAUGGGGCCUUUGUAUGACAUUUAUGGGUUUUGCAAAGGGCUUUUCGGGCAUGAUGGCCGCAAGAUGGUUUUUGGGUUUGACGGAAGCUGGCCUUUUCCCAGGUGUUAAUUAUUACUUGUCAUGUUGGUACAAGAGACGUGAAUUCGGAAUUCGAGCUGCUAUCUUUUUUUCUGCUGCUGCUGUGAGCGGUUCUUUCGGUGGUCUUCUCGCCGCAGCUAUUUCAAAGAUGGACGGUAUCGGCGGAAUGAAAGGCUGGGCUUGGAUAUUUAUCCUUGAGGGUGUUGCUACUAUAUUUAUAGGGGUAGCUUCCUUCUGGAUUGUAGUCGAUUUUCCGGAUGAUGCUCGAUUCCUGAGCGAUCAGGAGAGAGCCCGCGUUAUCCGAAGAUUGAAAGACGAUCAGCAAAGCUCCGCUGGUCAUGAAGACUUCAAGAUGUCGUACAUGUGGGACUCUUUAAAAGACUGGAAAACUUGGACCGGGAUGUUGAUUUAUAUGGGCGUUGAUGGAGCACUAUAUGCAUUUUCACUGUUUCUUCCUUCAAUUAUUGCCGAGCUCGGAUAUUCAGCAACUCGUGCCCAACUUUUAUCAGUACCCCCAUAUGCAGCAGCGUGUAUUCUUACCGUUCUCAUUGGUUGGGCAGCUGACCGCACCAAUAAGCGUGGUAUUUAUAAUAUCGGGGUCUCCUUGGUCGGAAUCCUCGGUUUCGCUAUCCUAUUAGCAUCCAGAAAUGCAGCUCUGAGUUACGUUGGCGUAUUCCUCGGCGCUCUAGGAAUAUACCCGUGUAUUCCAAACACAAUUACCUGGGUGAGCAAUAACGUGGAAGGGGUUUACAAGAGAGGUGUAACCUUGGGGUUCGUUAUUGGGUGGGGAAAUUUGAAUGGUGUCAUGUCAUCAAAUGUGUACCGUGGACGAGAUAAACCUCACUAUACGCUAGGACAUGCCAUUGUAUUGGGAUACCUCGCAGUUGGUCUGUUGGGUGGUUCAAUCUUGAAUUAUGUGCUUCUGCAACGCGAGAACAAUAAGCGGAAGAAUGGAGAAAGAGAUGUUUGGGUUCAAGGCUUGGAUCAGAGACAGAUCGAGGAACUUGGUGAUAAGAGACCCGAUUUCAUCUACACGAUGUGA